CGGGGCCCGUAGGAGCCGCCCCUCGCGGUGCCUCCUGCACAGACCCUGCUGCUGCGGCGACCUGUUCCCGCGGCGCCAUGGCAGCGUCCGCCAGGUCCACGCGGUCCGUGCGUGACUCAGAUAAAGUACAGAAAGACAAGGCGCGACAAACCUCGGAGCCUAGACAGGGCAGCCGAAUGGGAAAACUCUUGGGGUUUGAGUGGACAGAUUUGUCCAGCUGGCGAAGGCUGGUGACCCUGCUGAAUAGACCAACGGAUCCUGCAAACCUGGCGGUCUUCCGUUUUCUCUUUGGGCUGUUGAUGGUGCUGGACAUUCCCCAGGAGCGAGGGCUCAGCUCUCUGGACCACAGAUACCUGGAUGGGCUGGAGGUGUGCCGCUUCCCCUUGCUGGAUGCCCUGCGCCCGCUGCCACUUGACUGGAUGUAUCUGGUCUACACCAUCAUGUUUCUGGGGGCACUGGGCAUGAUGCUGGGCCUGUGUUAUCGGCUAAGCUGUAUGUUGUUCCUGCUGCCGUACUGGUAUGUGUUUCUCCUGGACAAGACGUCGUGGAACAACCACUCCUAUCUGUAUGGCCUGUUGGCUUUUCAGCUGACAUUCAUGGAUGCCAACCGUUACUGGUCUGUGGAUGGUCUGCUGAGUGCCCGGAAGAGGAAUGCCCAGGUGCCCCUUUGGAACUAUGCAGUGCUGCGUGGCCAGAUCUUCAUUGUGUACUUCAUUGCGGGCGUGAAAAAGCUGGAUGCAGACUGGGUUGAAGGCUAUUCCAUGGACUCCCUAUCCCGGCACUGGCUCUUCAGUCCCUUCAAACUAGUGUUGUCCGAGGAGAUGACCAGCCUACUGGUGGUGCACUGGUGUGGGCUGCUGCUGGACCUCUCAGCCGGCUUCAUGCUCUUCUUUGAUGCCUCGAGACCCAUUGGCCUUCUCUUCGUGUCCUACUUCCACUGCAUGAAUUCCCAGCUCUUCAGCAUAGGUAUGUUCUCUUACGUCAUGCUGGCCAGCAGCCCUCUCUUCUGCUCCCCUGAGUGGCCGCGGAAGCUGGUAUCCCACUGUCCCAAAAGGCUGCGAGAACUGCUGCCCCUCCAGGCUGCCCCUCAGCCCAGCGCCUCCUGUGUGUAUAAGAGGGGCCGGGCCAAGGGUAGUCAGAAGCCAGGCCUGCGCCACCACCUCGGAGCUGCCUUCACCCUCCUGUACCUCCUGGAGCAGCUCUUCCUGCCCUAUUCCCAUUUCCUCACCCAGGGCUAUAACAACUGGACUAAUGGGCUUUACGGCUAUUCCUGGGACAUGAUGGUGCACUCCCGCUCUCACCAGCAUGUGAAGAUCACCUACCGUGAUGGCCGCACCGGCGAGUUGGGCUACCUUAACCCUGGGGUGUUCACACAGAGCCGGCGAUGGAAGGACCACGCAGACAUGCUGAAGCAGUAUGCCACUUGCCUGAGCCGCCUGCUUCCCAAGUACAAUGUCACUGAGCCCCAGAUCUACUUUGAUAUUUGGGUCUCCAUCAAUGACCGCUUCCAGCAGAGGAUUUUUGACCCUCGGGUGGACAUCGUGCAGGCCGCAUGGUCCCCCUUCCGGCGCACGCCCUGGGUGCAGCCGCUCUUGAUGGAUCUGUCUCCCUGGAGAGCCAAGUUUCAGGAGAUCAAGAGCAGCCUGGACAACCACACUGAGGUGGUCUUCAUUGCAGACUUCCCUGGGCUGCACCUGGAGAAUUUUGUGAGUGAAGAUCUGGGCAACACCAGCAUCCAGCUUCUGCAGGGGGAGGUGACCGUGGAGCUGGUGGCAGAACAGAAGAACCAGACGCUUCGGGAGGGAGAAAAAAUGCAGUUGCCACCUGGUGAGUACCACAAGGUGUACACAACGUCCCUCAGUCCUUCCUGCUACAUGUACAUCUACGUCAACACCACAGAGGUCACACUGGAGCAAGACCUGGCACAUCUGCAAGAACUGAAGGAAAAGGUGGAGAAUGGGAGCGAAACAGGGCCUCUACCUCCAGAGCUACAGCCUCUACUGGAGGGAGAUGUUAAAGGGGGCCCAGAGCCAACACCUCUGGUUCAGACCUUUCUUAGACGCCAGAAAAGGCUCCAGGAGAUCAAACGCCGGCGAAAUACCCCUUCCCACGAGCGAUUCUACCGCUUCCUGCUGCGAAAGCUGUACCUCUUCCGCCGUAGUUUCUUGAUGACCUGUAUCUCGCUGCGAAAUCUGGCCCUAGGCCGCCCUUCCCUGGAGCAGCUGGCCCAAGAGGUGACUUACGCAAACUUGCGGCCCUUUGAGCCAGCUGGAGAAUUGAGUCAUUCAGACGUGGAUUCUUCAAAUCCUAAUCUUCCUGAGUCAAAUUCUGACCCUGUUCAUUCAGAGCUCUGAGUGGGGGCAGUUCUUGGCUUGUAGGUACAGGGGCAGCCAAAGGACCAUUAUUUACGCAGUAGACGUUUAUAUGGGAAAAUUAUCUCAGUAUUAUUUACAUUUUUUUUUCUUGUCCACAGCUCUUUUUAAUUCAGAGAUGAUAACUUAGAGGAGCCAAGGAAGUAAAGGACAAGAUUUAUCAAUCCAAGGUUGAGGGGCCAGGAGGAGGUUAGAAACAAGGUCAAAAUGUCCUUAUAGGAUAAAGGGUAAGAGAUUUAAAAUGACUGGCCUGUGGUGGAAAGAAAUUUGAUGUAUCAACAUGACAAUAGCAGCUAACUACUCUCCAGCACCCUGGUGGUGUAGUGGUUAAGUGCCACGGCAGUUCAGAUCCACCAGGCACUCACUGAAAACUCUAUGGGGCAGUUCUACUCUGUCCUAUAGGGUCGCUGUAGGUUUUGUGCUAGGCACCGUGUGAAGCACUGCACCAACAUCGUCACAUGUCAUCCUUAAGAGCCAUUAGCCCCAUCUCACAGUUGGAGGAACUCAGGUUUUGAGGUAAUAGUUUGCCCCAAGACAUUCAGCUAGUAGGGUGGAUUGAUAGUUUGAACUCGUCUGUUUGACUUCAGUUCCUGUGCCCUGCCUCUUGUAAUUUCCAGAAUCAGUGAUAAGUUCUGAAAUAAUGCAGUUUAAAACUUGUCUUCUCAGUUACUAGUAUCAUUAGAAUGGUGAUCAGGUUCUAAAUAUACAGAGUAAUUUUAUCUUUACUACGAUCUCGUUCCUUGUUUCUGUUAUCUACACAGCCAAUAAGUUUUUUACGAGCUGUGAGAAUACAGGUAUGCGUCGUUUAACAUCCUCUAUACGUUCUGUGAUUUGGAUCUUGUGCCAAUACCAUAGUAGCAAGGCCUGCAGGAUGGUCACUGGUCAGGCCUGGGACCUGAGCUGCCACCAUGCCAAGGGACUUCACAAACUGUGGCUCCACCACCGCAGGUCCUGUGUGGUCGCCACCCGCUCUCCAGGGCCACACUUGGGAACUGACCAAGCGCUGGGGUACAUGUGGGCUCCAUCAUGCUGCUGCUGCUGCUUUUCCCUUCCUUCCACCCUGCCUGCCUUUCCACUCUCCCCUAACGGGCUUUAAACUCUUCCAGGCCCACCUACCCCGGUUGGAGUGGGACAGCUGCCUCAGUGGGCAUUCCCCUAGGGGGUUGCAGCAGCAUCCUGAGUUUCUGCCUGAGGCAAGUAUUGGGAGCAUGAUGGGACAGGCAACUAUACUGAUGGUUGUCGGGGACCCCCUCCAACCCAGGGCUAGGGCUGAUGAGGGACCAGAGAGCUAGUGAGACAGAUCCGAUCUCCCUACUUAGCAAAGUAUUUCCACUGCAUCCUGUUCUCUGGAUCCGGAUUAACUUGUGGGGCCACUGAUGUGUAUGGGUUAGACGUUGCCCCAGUGGUCGUUAAAUCACACAUACCUGUGGUCAGCAGUGCAUCACCAAAGUUACAUAAGGAAAAUUAGAUUGGUAGUAUUUCUCUAAAAACAUAGUAUUAGGCAUUAUUCUAGUCUUUAGUGAGCAGUUGACAUAAAGCAAGAACCAACCACGUGAGGGACUAGGGGGUGUUGGCAGUCACUGUAGAUGUGGUGUGGAGGGAUCAUUCAGGAAGCUCUUCAGUCAGUGAAAACUUACCAAAGGUGUGGCACUGGGCUAGGAAGCAGAAAUGCAGAGUAACAAAAAAUAAGAGGGUCCCUGCUAGAUGUGGCAGUCUACUUCCAUAAAGAUUAUAGCCUUGAAACUCUAUGGGGCAGUUCUGGUCUGUCCUUUAGGGUCAUUAUGAGUUGGAAUUGACUCAUUUUGGCAAUGGGUUUGGUUUUUGCUCCUGGAGCUUAAGAUUUCACGGCAGAGACUGGCAGUAACAUGAGGACAGUGCUUCGGUAAAGAAUUCACAGGAUUUGAUAAAUUCUAGGGAUCUUCUCCUCUGAUGCCAACUUCGCCCCCCAACCCCAUGAACAGUGGUCCCAGAGUUCUUCCCUAAGCAGCUGCCUUUUCACAGUGAAAUAAUUAUGUCCACUCAGUGGUUUCCAGUAAUACUUAGAUUGCGUUGGUGAGCCCUAGGUUUCUCCAGUCAUCAGCCUUGGACUCUUGCCUUUUCCUCAAUUUCUCUUGAAACCUAUUAAUCCCCACUACCUCUUGCAUAUGAAGCCCUGGUGGCACAGUGGUUAACAGCUGGGCUGCUGGGCAAAAGGUUGGCAGUUCAAAUCCACCAGCUGCUCCUUUGGAACCCUAUGGGGCCGUUCUACUCUGUCCCAUAGGGUCACUAUGAGUAGCGAUCAACUUGACAGCACUGGGUUUGGUUUAAUUUUCACAUCUGAAUCUCGUUGGGAAUAGGACAGGGCCACCAUGUAAGCUGUGCAGGCUGAGCCUGGAAAAACAAAGAAACCCAAAUGAAGAGGAUCAAGGGCAGCCUGAUGUAAAGUUCUAAUCAUAAGGUAGGGGAUGGGCUAAGAACUGCAGUGGCACAGGAUGCCCUAGUCACUUUAGCACUAUGCUCUUUACCGGUGAGGUCAGCCAUCUCGUUCCCCGCCAGAGUCCCGUUAGACUUACUUGGACCACAAAGUAGCUGUUUUUCACUUUUAGGGAGGUGGGACUCUUUACAUUGGGGAAAACAGUAAGGUGGUCACUUAAAAACUAGUGGUAUUCAGACUGCAGAAGACUCAAGACUCCACAACUGCAGCUCUUCUAGGGAUGCGCUGUCAACGUUCUUUUAGCCGGAAGGCAUCUCAUCUUACCUCUAGUACCUGAAUCUUCUGUCACUCCCUAGGUGAGACACAAUGUUUGUUCAACCGGAUACUCACACUUCAUGCCUUCUCAGCUGUGAUCAUCCUUAACACCUGCUGUUUCAUGCCUCCACUCCUUUGCUUUGCUUCUCCCACACCUACUCACCUACCUUAAAUUCCUUCCUCAUAUUGGGCCAACGUAGCUACUUGCCUUUAGACAGCCACUAAUCGGGUAUCUAAAAAGCUUUUUGAAAAUGCCAAGCUCUGAAACUUUACUUCAAUGACAUGUCAAGUUGAGGGUCUAGUUUCUGAAACUGGGAGUGUCACUGAUGCCUGGAGUGGCACUUCCCCAACAGCAAACCAAAAGUCACCCACCCACUUCCGUCGAGUCAAUUCUGACUCAUAGCAACUCUUUAGGACAGAGUAGAACUGCCCCAUAGUUUCCAAAGAGCACCUGGCGGUGGAUUCAAACUGCCAACCUUUUGGUUAGCAGCCAUAGCACUUAACCACUACGUCACCAGGGUUUCCAAACCGGAAGUAGAUGCAUAAAAUGCUGGUGGAAACUCUCAUCAAGUGGUUUCUGUCUAGGCCUACCCAGUGUGGUAGAUGGACCUCUUCCACAAACUGCCAGAGUGAACUUUAGAGUAAACCUUUGGAACCUCAAGGCUUUUCACUGUGAUUUUGUCACUUAAAAAAAAUUUUAUUAUUGUGCCCAAAAACCUAUCCCUGUAUUAGAGAACUUCUAAAACUGUAAUACCUCACCCACAAGUGACCUGAACUACAACCUGACUGAAAACCUUAUUUCUACUAUACCCCUUCCAACAUUAAAACUAGCUUGGUUUAAGUUCUAAAUUUCCAAGGCUAUGUAACACUACCACUCACUCCAGACUUAGGGUAUAAGACAUUGCUGCAAUAGGAAGACACCUGAAUUUUAGCCAGUCCAUCAACCUGAAAACAAUGUUAGACAAGGGCAAAUCUUAAAAAAAAAAAAAUAA
Molecule: messenger RNA, 6092 nt
Organism: Loxodonta africana (African savanna elephant)
Lineage: Eukaryota; Metazoa; Chordata; Mammalia; Proboscidea; Elephantidae
Gene: GGCX
Product: gamma-glutamyl carboxylase
Exons: 15
Coding region: 78-2354 (758 amino acids)
Biological process (GO): peptidyl-glutamic acid carboxylation
Molecular function (GO): vitamin binding; gamma-glutamyl carboxylase activity
Source: RefSeq, a predicted model, not a curated record